Molecule: messenger RNA, 1479 nt
Organism: Chelmon rostratus (copperband butterflyfish)
Lineage: Eukaryota; Metazoa; Chordata; Actinopteri; Chaetodontiformes; Chaetodontidae
Gene: nr6a1a
Product: nuclear receptor subfamily 6, group A, member 1a
Exons: 11
Coding region: 1-1479 (492 amino acids)
Biological process (GO): regulation of DNA-templated transcription
Molecular function (GO): sequence-specific DNA binding; zinc ion binding; DNA-binding transcription factor activity
Source: RefSeq, a predicted model, not a curated record
AUGGAGAUAGAGAAGAGGACGAAUGGGUUCGACUACCCGGAGAGAAACAACGCCAAGUCCGUAAACGGCUUUUACAGUGACCAUCCAUUGGAGUCUGAACAGAACGACAGCAUGGAUGCAAUCAAUGAAAGCAAUCUAGAUGAUCCAGCUGACCAGCGUACUUGCCUUAUCUGUGGAGAUCGUGCCACGGGCCUGCACUAUGGCAUCAUCUCCUGCGAGGGCUGCAAGGGCUUCUUCAAGCGCAGCAUCUGUAACAAGCGCGUGUACCGCUGCAGCCGCGACAAGAACUGUGAGAUGUCGCGCAAGCAGCGCAACCGCUGCCAGUACUGCCGCCUGCUCAAGUGUCUGCAAAUGGGGAUGAACCGCAAAGCAAUCAGGGAGGAUGGCAUGCCAGGGGGGAGGAACAAAAGCAUCGGACCUGUUCAGAUCACAGAGGAGGAGAUAGAGCGGAUCAUGUCGGGGCAGGAGUUCAAGGAGGAUGCCCCGGAGCACACCUGGGGCAACAAUGGUGACAGCGACCACAGCUCUCCCAGCAACGGAGCCUCGGAGGGCAACCAGCCGUCACCCGCCUCCACUCUGUCAUCCAAUCGCUCUGUGGAAAUGAACGGCUACACGGCGGCCCUCAGGGACCAGUACAUCAACACCUCCAUGUCCACACACUACCAGCUCCUACCUCACCUAUUCAGCUACGCCGCCCAGUCUGGCCUGCUGGCCCCCCAGCCCCGCACCCUCUACCCACAGUCCCACCCACUGGUGCUGCAGCUGGUGGCUGCUGAAGAUCUGGCCCCCCUGGCCACCCCUAUGCUCAUAGAAGAUGGGUACAAAGUGACACAGGUGGAGCUGUUCGCCCUGCUGUGUCGCCUGGCAGACGAGCUUCUGUUUCGCCAGAUCUCCUGGAUCAAGAAGCUGCCGUUCUUCUGUGAGCUCUCCAUAGAGGACUACACCUGCCUGCUCAGCUCCACCUGGCAGGAGCUCAUCCUGCUCUCCUGCCUCACCAUCUACAGCGCCCAGAUUUUUGGAGACCUAGCCAACGUCACGGCCAAGUACACGCCUUCUGACGAUGAGCUGCAGGGCUUCAGCGAGGAUGGCAUGGAGGUGAUGGAGAGGUUGAUAUAUCUGUUCCGCAAGUUUCACCAGUUGAAGAUCAGUAAUGAGGAGUACGCCUGUAUGAAAGCCAUCAACUUCCUCAACCAAGAUAUCAGAGGACUGUCCAACAUCUCCCAGCUCGAGCAGCUGAACAAGCGCUACUGGUACGUGUGCCAGGACUACACUGAGUACAAGUACCCGCACCAACCCAAACGUUUCCCUGAGAUCAUGAUGUGUCUCCCGGAGAUUCGCUGCAUUGCAGGGAAGCUGGUGAAUGUCCCUCUGGAGCAGCUUCCCCUCUUGUUCAAAGCAGUCUUGCACUCCUGCAAAUCCAGCCUGACCAGCUACAGGACCGGCCUGUCGCCCUGUGUGACCACCUCCUCCGGAAACUAG